ACUUAUAUUGAUAUAAUUGAAAAUGUUUUUCCAAAUUUUAAUUUUGGAAAAUUUUGGUGGUUAUGGGAUAUGGACGACAAUAAUARUGGCUAUUUGUGUAUUUUAUAUAACMCAUUUCUAUAUGAAUUUACACAAUUAUCCUCCAGGUCCAUUACCAUUACCAAUCAUAGGAAAUGUUUUGAUGUUUCGUAAUUAUAAGAAACACUGGAAUUUAGAGAUAACUAAAUUAAUUAAAAUAUACGGUCCGGUUAUUACCGUAUGGAUCGGUCCGAUACCGUUUAUCUUUAUCGGUGGUGUGGAAGCCAGGGAUACCUUCAAUAAAAGUGAAAUUAGUGGACGACCACCAUCUCAAUUGGGUAGUAUAUUUUGCAAUGAUAAACAUCAGGACAUCAUUUUCAACGAUUACGGCCGGAGUUGGGAAAGCCUACGGAGAAUAUCGCACGCAACUAUUAGGAAAUUUGCGAGAACCGAACAUUUGGAACAUUUAUGCGACCAUUUUGUUAAUAAUACUAUAAAUCUAAUUAAGGAAAGGGAGGGAAUUAAUAAACCGUUUGAUCCGCGUAUCUAUUUAUACAAUUUGUUUGCCAAUAUAAUUGGUGCAACCGUUUUUAGUCAAAAUUUUAAUAUUGAAGACAAUGAGUUAAAAAAAUUUAAAUAUUGUACCACAGAUUUUAACGUUGAAUUGGGAAUCAAUUUAUAUUUAUAUGAGUUUAUAUCUGUACUGCGAUUGUUUAUGAAAAAUCCAUUGAUUAAAUAUCGACAAUAUUUUAAUGAUAUUAUGAAUUAUGCAAAAAAUGUAUAUCAAUCACAUCAUAGCACUUACAAUAAGAGUGUAAAAAGAGAUUUUUGUGAUAUACUUAUCGGUGCUAAACACGAGGCAAUUGAUGACGACAAGCAAACGGCUCCUUAUUUUACGGAUAAUAACUUAUCGACGGCAAUGAUUGAGAUAUUUAUGGCGGGCACUGAGACAUCUGCUACAACCUGUCAAUGGAUGCUAUUAUUUAUGGCAUAUUAUCCGGAAUUACUAGAAAAACUAAGAAAUGAAAUAAUUGAAUUACAAGGAUAUGAAGUACCAGUUAUUGCCGAUAAAACUAAACUCAAUUACACUAUGGCUUAUAUUUACGAAAUGUUAAGAUUUAGAAAUCCCGUUCCUCUCGGAAUUUUCCAUAAAACUAUGGUUAACAUGAAAAUUGACAGUGGUUUUACAAUUCCUGUCAAUACAAAUGUUGUUUUACAUCAAUACUGUAUAUUAAUGGAUGAGAAGAGUUGGUCGGAUCCACACCUUUUCAAACCCGAGCGGUUCCUCAAUAAUGACGGAGUUUUACUCAACACUAAACCCAAUGCAUUCAUACCAUUCAGUUAUGGACGUCGUGUCUGUCCCGGAGAGGAUUUGGCUAUUAAUGAUCUGUUCCUUAUUUUGGUCAGAUUUAUACAAUUGACUAUAGAUUAUGACAUUGUUUUAUGCAAUGAUAAUCCAACUGAUGAUGACUUAGAUCCCAAUCCGGAAACACUUUUGUUACAACUUCCUAAACCAUUUGAAAUUAUGCUAAAAACAAAAACCAUAUAA
Messenger RNA from Oppia nitens, 1567 nucleotides. RefSeq names its product cytochrome P450 2B1-like. Gene Ontology annotation, molecular function: iron ion binding; monooxygenase activity; oxidoreductase activity, acting on paired donors, with incorporation or reduction of molecular oxygen. The record is from RefSeq and is a predicted model, not a curated record. The transcript is spliced from 8 exons. Lineage: Eukaryota; Metazoa; Arthropoda; Arachnida; Sarcoptiformes; Oppiidae. The coding region runs from base 23 to 1567 and encodes 514 amino acids.